AUGUCUCAAGAUCUCGAGCCCAUCGUGCGCAUUCGCGAGCUGAAGAGGGACCGUGUCAAUUUUGUUCUCGAGAAUGUUGACCUUGCAUUCGCCAACUCCUUUCGCCGUGUCAUGAUGGCAGACAUUCCGACAGUCGCCAUUGACAUUGUCGAGGUCGAGACAAACACCUCCGUGCUGCCGGACGAGUUCAUCGCACACCGACUCGGCAUGGUCCCACUUAACAGCCAUAAUUGCGACGAGGGCAUGCGAUAUACACGAGAUUGCACAUGUCUUGGAUGGUGUCAGUUCUGCGCGGUUGAGCUCUCUCUCGACGUCGCAUGCAAUGAGUCGGUCACCAUGGACGUCACGAGUGCACAUCUUGAUCUUAUAGGGCCACGGCCAGGUGGACAAAAUUGGAACGAUGAGGCGGAUGGAGGAGACGAGCUUGGGAAGCGGGAUGCGAAUUUCGGGCUGCCAGUUGGCAAAGAUGACCCUACUGCGCCUCCCAUUCUCAUUUGCAAACUUCGCAAGGGACAAGCGAUCAAGUUGCGUUGUAUAGCCAAGAAGGGCAUCGCAAAAGAGCACGCAAAAUGGUCGCCCUGCUCUGCAGUGGCAUUCGAGUACGAUCCUCACAACAAGCUCCGGCACACCACCUACUGGUACGAGACAAAUGCACGCGCGGAGUGGCCCUUGAGCGAGAACGCAAAGGAGGAGGAGGAGCCGCGGGACGACGAGCCGUAUGACUAUAACGCGAAGGCGAAUCGCUUCUACCUUGAUGUCGAGACGGAUGGGAGCUUGGGCCCACAAGAAGUGGUUAUGAAGGGUCUGCAAGAACUGCAAACAAAACUCGCCAACCUGAUUCUCGGCCUCAAGCCCGAACCAGAGAUCGACGCCCUCCAAGGUGGGGGACUCUCCGUCAACCAACAAGGACCCAACGGAGCCGGCGGCCUAGGUGCCAUCCCGCCCGCCCAAACACACUCGGCCGCAGCAGGCUGGUCACAAAGCGGCGGGUGGGGUGGUAGCCCUGCUGCGCCAGGCGGAGCGUCAGCAUGGGGCGGUGCCGCUUCGCCUCGAGCUGCUGGAUGGGGGGCAACACCCGCGCAGAGCUGGAGUAGUCCGGCGGGUGGCAGUGGGGGUGCGAGUGGGGGUGGGGCCACGGGGUGGGGAGGCAGUCCGGCUGCUGGAGGAGGUGCCGGCGCAUGGGGUGCCGGGAGUGGGAGCGGGAGCGGGCCUGCGUCUGGGUGGGGCAGUCCGUCGCCGGCGCAGAUGAAUGGAUGGAACACGUAG
Molecule: messenger RNA, 1266 nt
Organism: Laetiporus sulphureus 93-53
Lineage: Eukaryota; Fungi; Basidiomycota; Agaricomycetes; Polyporales; Laetiporaceae
Product: insert subdomain of RNA polymerase alpha subunit
Exons: 7
Coding region: 1-1266 (421 amino acids)
Biological process (GO): DNA-templated transcription
Cellular component (GO): RNA polymerase II, core complex
Molecular function (GO): protein dimerization activity; DNA binding; DNA-directed RNA polymerase activity
Source: RefSeq, a predicted model, not a curated record